Dama dama (fallow deer) is the source of this 1275-nucleotide messenger RNA. It is a transcript of the gene MVB12A, whose product is annotated as multivesicular body subunit 12A. The coding region runs from base 113 to 934 and encodes 273 amino acids. The transcript has 9 exons. The record is from RefSeq and is a predicted model, not a curated record. NCBI's taxonomy places the organism in Eukaryota, Metazoa, Chordata, Mammalia, Artiodactyla, Cervidae. Gene Ontology annotation, cellular component: ESCRT I complex; cytosol. Gene Ontology annotation, biological process: endosome to lysosome transport via multivesicular body sorting pathway; virus maturation; receptor catabolic process.
GACAUCGCAAGGCCGUCUGGGAGUUGUAGUUCAGAUUCCUGUCGAACUCCGUAGUCCAGCUGCGGCAGGAAGGUCCGAGGCUGUCUGCCGCCUUCGGUGCCUGUUUUGGAGGAUGGAUCCGGGGCCCGGGGCCAACGGGAUGCCGUUGGCUGGCUUAGCCUGGUCGUCGGCCUCGGCGCCCCCGCCGCGGGGAUUCAGUGCGAUCUCCUGCACAGUGGAGGGGGCGCCCGCCAGCUUCGGCAAGACAUUCGCGCAGAAAUCUGGCUACUUCCUGUGCCUCAAUCCUUUGGGCAGCCUAGAGAAUCCACAGGAGAACGUGGUGGUCGACAUCCAGAUCCUAGUGGAUAAGAGCCCCCUUCCGCCGGGAUUCUCACCAGUCUGCGACCCCCUGGACUCGAAGGCCUCCGUGUCCAAGAAGAAACGCAUGUGUGUGAAGCUGGUGCCCUUGGGGGCCACGGACACAGCUGUCUUUGACAUCCGACUGAGUGGGAAAACCAAGACAGUCCCUGGAUACCUGCGAGUAGGGGACAUGGGGGGCUUUGCCAUUUGGUGCAGGAAGGCCAAGUCCCCUCGGCCAGUGCCCAAGCCCCGAGCUCUUAGCCGAGAUGUGAGGGACCUCUCCCUGGACUCGCCUGGCCAGCCGAGCAAGGGUGGCUUCCCGGAGCGGACACUAUCCAGACUGGGCUCUCGGGCUUCCACCCUGCGGAGGAGCGACUCCAUCUACGAGGCCUCCAACCUCUAUGGCAUCUCAGCCAUGGAUGGGGUUCCCUUCACUCUGCACCCCCGAUUCGAGGGCAAGAGCUGUGGUCCCCUGGCCUUCUCUGCCUUUGCUGAUCUGACCAUCAAAUCGCUGGCGGACAUUGAGGCGGAGUACAACUACGGCUUUGUGGUGGAGAAGACAGCAGCUGCCCGCCUGCCUCCAAGCGUCUCUUAGCCCUUCAGUGGUCCCAGGGAGGAGCCGCCACACACCUGACACUGCCUACCACCCCCCUGGCCACCCCCAGUCCGCCGACUGGCAGCUGCCCAGCCCAUUCCACCUUGGGACCCUUGGCAGCGCAAGGCAUGCCGGACCCUCGGCCACCUGGAGAAGCUGCAGCCUGGAGGAGGGAGCGUGACUGGUCCUCUCGGUGAUGGGUUCUCCUAUCUCCCGGGCCCUAGUGGACAGGGGUGGGGGCUGGACCGAAACCAGUGCCUUCAAGUCAUUUGUGUCAAAACUCUCUGGUGCCUGGAGGCCAUGCGGGUGUCCUCCUGGUAAUAAACACCACGUUGUCCAGA